This is a messenger RNA of Parus major (Great Tit), 2074 nucleotides long. It is a transcript of the gene UBR7, whose product is annotated as ubiquitin protein ligase E3 component n-recognin 7. The record is from RefSeq and is a predicted model, not a curated record. Gene Ontology annotation, molecular function: ubiquitin protein ligase activity; zinc ion binding. Gene Ontology annotation, cellular component: cytoplasm. The transcript is spliced from 11 exons. The coding region runs from base 39 to 1280 and encodes 413 amino acids. Lineage: Eukaryota; Metazoa; Chordata; Aves; Passeriformes; Paridae.
CGCCUCGCUUCGCGCUCCUCGGCCUUCGCGGCCCGGCGAUGGAGGCGGCGGCUCCGGAGGGUGCCGAGCCGGGGAGCGGCGCGGAGGAACCCGUGGUGUCCCUGGCGGAGGUGCUGGCGGAGAACGAGGAACUGGAGAAGGAAGCGCGGGCCGUGCUGGGGGGCAGCGACCACGAGCGCUGCAGUUACUCACAGGGCGCGGUGAAGCGGCAGGCGCUCUACGCCUGCAGCACCUGCACACCGCCCGGCGCCGAGCCAGCGGGGAUCUGCCUGGCCUGCAGCUACGAGUGCCACGGCACCCACCGCCUCUUCGAGCUCUACACCAAGAGGAAUUUCCGCUGUGACUGUGGAAAUAGCAAGUUCAAAAAUCUGCAGUGCAAGUUACUCCCGGAAAAGGGCAAGGUGAAUUCAGGAAAUAAAUAUAACGACAAUUUCUAUGGAUUAUACUGUACAUGUAAAAGACCUUACCCUGAUCCUGAAGAUGAGAUUCCAGAUGAGAUGAUUCAAUGCAUAGUUUGUGAAGACUGGUUCCAUGGAAGGCAUCUGGGUGCAGUUCCCCCUGAAAGUGGAGACUUCCAUGAAAUGGUGUGCCAGGCCUGCAUGAAACGUUGCCAUUUCCUAUGGGCUUAUGCAUCACAAUUUGCAGUUCCUCCAUUGACCAAAGCAAAUUCCCUUGAAGAUGAAGGGAUUGUCCUAAAGGUAGAGGAAAGUGAAGAGCAGAAGAAAGAAAUAAAAAAAGAAAGUGGAGUGGAACACCAUGACACAAAGGAAGAAAAGCAAUCAGAACAAUUUAAUGAGCCAUCCACUAGCUCUGGGCCUGCCUGUCCUGAGGUAGUUACUAAGAGUGAGGAGCCACUCUGCAAGCUAAAAGAGCUCCAAAGCAAGCCAUUUGUGAAAAAAGAUACUGCCACCUUUUGGCCAUCGAACUGGAGGAGCAAGUUGUGCACUUGUGAAGACUGUUUGAAAAUGUACUCAGAGCUUGAAGUCCAGUUCCUGACAGAUGAAUGUGACACUGUCUUGGCUUAUGAAAAUAAGGGUACCAGUGACCAAGAGACAGAGAGGAGAGAUCCUUUAAUGGACACCCUUAACAGUAUGAACAGAGUCCAGCAAGUGGAACUCAUCUGUGAGUACAAUGAUUUAAAGACGGAACUGACUGACUAUCUCAGGAGGUUUGCAGAUGAGGGAACGGUGGUUAAAAGAGAAGACAUUCAGAACUUCUUUGAAGAAUUUCAGUCUCGGAAAAGGCGACGGACUAACAGGAUGCAGUACUACUGUAGUUAGACUGAGAGGGUUUGGGUUGAAAGGACAACUGGCAAAACAAUGUUCACUGGCAAACAGAAAAAAUAUCUUCAGUUUUUGGCUUCUCAUCAAAAUCCAGCUGUCCAAGAAACAUCAUCAUUUUGUCUUAGACUUCCUUCAUUCGUAUCACCUAAAACAUGGGCUUAACAAAUCCUUUCAUUGCAGUUAGAGGGAUUCCAGUACCGGUCGACUUUGCAUUCCCGUGAAUGCCGGCCUUGUUUCCAGGGGAGGAGGGUAUUACCGGAGCAGUGUGUCCUGCUGCUUCCCCUUCGCCUCUCCCCUGCUUACUGCCAGGGCCUGGAGCCGGGGCUGUGCUAAACCGGGGGCAGGGAACGCGCUCCCGGCUUUCCUCCUUGGAUGGCUCCGUUUCCCCCUUCGGGCUGUAGCGGUUCUGGGAGGACCCCAGCACCGAGCAGCCGCCGGUUCCUGCCCUGCCGUGCCUCCCCAGGGGCUGAGCCCAGCGCUGCUGCCUGCCGGCUCCUGCUGGGGAAGUGCUCCCCCGGCUGCUCAUAAAUGGGAAAGCAGAGCUUAGGCUUGAUGCAAUCUGGUUUUAUACAUUAAAAAACAUAUUUAUAGUAUUGGACAGGGAUGGUUUCUCUGGUAAAAAAAUUGUCAGACGAUUUUAACUCACUCAUCGGACCAUAAACAAUAGCUAGGAGGAGGUACUAAAUUAGAAACUAAAAAUGGGGGGUUGUUACGUGCUUUGAUUUUAAACUCUAGCCUACAGCAAAUUCUUCUACUUUAUAAAUGUUGCUAAAAACACUGCAGCAUCCUGG